Molecule: messenger RNA, 1857 nt
Organism: Acanthosepion pharaonis
Lineage: Eukaryota; Metazoa; Mollusca; Cephalopoda; Sepiida; Sepiidae
Source: the annotation of a GenBank genome assembly
AUGGGCUCUAUCAAGACUGAACUUGAAAGAGGCCUUAGACUUGGAAACCAGAAGGUUAUCAAAGCAGCUUAUGCUAAUAUUCAGAAAAAUGGGGAGUUUAGAAUCAAAUUUGAAUAUAACUGUGAAAAGAGAGCUAUCCAAGUCAGCCGGUCUAUAUCAUAUGAUGAUCUGGUGCAUUUGGUGAUACAACGUUACGGGAUGAAGCUCUUAAUGUUUUACACCCAACCCAAUGGAGAGUUUUACAUUCCAUUGGAGUGUCAAAAUGAUCUUGAUACUGCUAUCAAGUUAAUGGACCGUAGUGACCGCUCGUCCAGCCUGAGAAUCUUCCUUACCAAACCUGUGUCUGUGGACACGUCUGAUUAUGGAAGCAUCAGUGAAAGAUCUUUUGGGACUCGAGCAACCUGUCUAUUUGAUCCUUGCUAUGAUCGAAAUUCCCCCAGUCCACCUCCAGGUUCAUUGCCUCCACAUGAGAAACACCUCAGGCCUAGCACCUCUUACACUAUAACAGGAGAAGGAAAGUUCAUUCCUGAGCCAUUACAUCAAGAUGAGUCAAUUGGUUAUAUUCCUCUGAAGCUUGCAUGUAGUCCUGAUGGUUCAAUUGCUGGCAGUACCUCAUCAUUGGAUAGUAGCUACAUAAGUUGUCAUGGAGAAUCGUAUGGUUUUAGGAAUCCUACAAGACGAGACUCUCGGAGGAGCAUUCUCUCAGAUACGACAAAGGAGGAAAUGCUGCCUGGAAAUAAAGGCAGAAGUUUUGGAACAUUUCCACGUGGUUAUGAAACAGGAACACAUAUGGCUGAUAUUGAACGCCAUCGAACUUUUCCUCGUUCAAACAACCGUCGAACUGAAUUGUCCGCUGGCUCUGUACAGACAUUACUCUCUCGAGGUAGUGAGGGCACUCUCAGCAGUACUCGCAGCACCAGCAGCAGCAGUAGUGGAUUACCCCCAGAUCCAGACUUAGAUUCUCCAGAAGGCAGAAUGUUAAUGAAACGAAACAGUGACAUGGACAGUCCCAGUUUUGGAUUUUCUGAUGUGCAUUAUUCUAAAUCCCCACGAGCUCCAACCAACUGGAAAAAAGGACGCUUGUUGGGUCCGGGUGCAUUUGGAGAAGUGUAUCUUUGUUAUGAUGAAGAUACAGGGCGGGAACUUGCUGUAAAGCAAGUACAAAUCUCUACAGAAACUGCAGAGGUAUCCAAAGAAGUUCGUGCUUUAGAGAAUGAAAUUCAACUUCUUCGUAAUUUCCAACAUGAAAGAAUUGUUCAGUAUUUUGGCUGUGUUCAAGGUACAGUGCUGUCUAUCUUUAUGCAGUACAUGCCUGGGGGUUCGGUAAAACAACAACUGCAGAAUUAUGGACCACUUAAUUUAAACUUGGCCCGCAAAUAUACUAGACAGGUUCUGGAAGGAUUGGCUUAUUUACAUAAAAAUGUUAUUGUACACAGAGAUAUCAAAUGUGCUAAUAUUUUGCGAGAUGUACAAGGAAAUGUGAAACUUGGUGAUUUUGGAGCUUCAAAACGUCUGCAAACAAUUUGUAGCAUAUCUGGGCUGAAAACUGUGAUUGGAACUCCCCAUUGGAUGGCACCAGAAGUUAUCAAUGGAGAAGGUUAUUGUCGAAAAGCAGACAUCUGGAGCGUCGGUUGCACAAUUGUUGAAAUGUUAACAAUGAAACCCCCUUGGCCAGAUCUUGAGACAAUGGCAGCUAUCUAUAAGAUUGCCACCUCUGAACAUCCAAAAUAUGAACUGCCCCCUAAUGUCACAGAAAUUGCCAGAGACACUAUUCGGAGCUGUUUCCGAAGAAAUUCGCGAGAGCGACCCACAGCUGAGGACUUGUUACGCCAUAGAUUUAUAAAUGAGAAUACAUAA